GUGAGAAAGCCAUAAGCAGCCUGAGGCCCGCGGCCGAAGCCCACGGCGGGGACGCGCGUCCCUCCCGAGGAAGGGUCAGGCACACCGGGCGCAGUCGCAGCCUGCAGGGCUCUGCGCUUCCCCGCCCCGCCGCCCGCGCAGAGGAGAGCGCGGGGGCGCGGGAGGGGCGGGGAGGAGGCCGCACGGGCGAGCAGCCGCCGGGGCCCUGAGCAGCAGUCCUGGCGGCGGCGGCUGUGCGGGAGACGGGGCGGGAUGGACGCGCAGGACUGCGAGGGGGCCUGCGGCUGCGUGGCUGCCUGGUGGGGCAUGGUAGUGCGGAACCUGCGAUCUUUUCCAUACUCCUGUUCAGCACUCAGAAGAAAAAUUGUCACUCUGUAUGACAGCUUUACCAGUAAAUCAUUACAAGAACAUAUUUUCCCUCCUCUGAUGGACAUGUUAAUUUUUUUAAAUUUUUACAGAGCACCAUUUCUUGUGGAUUUAAAGAACCCGGAGUCAAAAAUUUCUCACACUGUGAACUUCUAUAUCAAAGUGGAACCUGGGGUGAUACUGGGAAUCUGGCACACGGUCCCCAGCUGCCGGGGUGAAGAUGCUAAGGGGAAGGACCGUCACUGGUAUGAAGCAGCCCUUCACGAUGGCAACCCAGUUGUUGUUUAUCUUCAUGGCAGUGCAUUACACAGGGCAGCUUCUCAAAGACUUAAGCUGGUGGAGAUGCUGAGAGAUGGUGGAUUUCAUGUCUUGUCUGUUGACUACCGAGGGUAUGGGGACUCAACGGGUAAGCCCACAGAGGAGGGACUGACCACAGAUGCUGUUUGUGUCUAUGAGUGGGCCAAGGCAAGAAGUGGCUCUACCCCCGUGUGUCUCUGGGGCCACUCACUGGGAACAGGAGUUGCAACAAAUGCUGCAAAAGUACUAGAAGAGAAAGGACGCCCAGUUGAUGCUAUUAUCCUGGAAGCUUCAUUUACCAACAUGUGGGAAGCAAGUAUCAAUUAUCCCUUGUUAAAGAUUUACCGCAAACUUCCAGGAUUUUUACGCCUGCUUAUGGACGCCUUGAGAAAAGACAGAAUAGUCUUCCCUAAUGAUGAAAAUGUUAAAUUCCUUUCUUCUCCCCUUCUUAUCGUACAUGGAGAGGAUGACAAAACGGUGCCUUUGGAGUUUGGGAUAAAGCUCUAUGAAACCGCCUACAAUGCAUACAAGAAUAAAGAGAGGGUCAAGAUGGUUAUCUUUCCUCCUGGCUUCCAGCACAACUUCCUUUGUAAAAGCCCCACAUUGCUGAUAAUGGUGAGAGAUUUCCUGAGUAAGCAGUGGGCAUGAGGCCACGAUCCCAGAACAGCAGAAAUAUUCAAUGAAGACUUGAUCCAGAUUUCACCUGUGAUGUAUAUUUUUUGAUGUGAAAUUUUACUGGGCUGCUAGGAUGAGCUGAAGUCACUGACAUUUCUACAAGUCACUUGUCAUUUUAGUAAAAGAAAGCCUAGAUGCUGGGCAGGAAUGGAGGUUCUCAUUUAGCCUACCAUAGUUUACUUUGUGAAACAAGCUGAAACCUCACUGUGAGGUAUGAGAAUUUGGUAAAAUUUGGAUUCCAUCUAAAAAACAUCCUGGUGAUAACUGAAUAAGGUGGUUUCUUAUUUGGAUUUAGCAUGUAAGAAAGGUGCAUCAAUGUAGUUACAUCAAUUGUAUUUUACUUAGUUUAGUUAAUUUAAAUGACUUUGAAAAGUUCCAAGCAGUUUUUUUAUCUUUCUGUUUAGCUUUAGUGGAAGUACUAGCAUGCCACCCAAUCUGCUAUAAAAUAGUAAGUUCUGGUAAUCAUGUAGCCCUUGGAAAUUGACUUUUUAUUUUGAACCCUUAAUAUAGUCAUAAAUUUCCCCCCCCUUUUCCCAGUGAUAUUAAACUAGAUUAUUAGUUAAGAAAACAAAAUAAAAUCAAGGGAUGUCAUAAAAAUGUUCAAUUGCAGUUACAAGCUGUUUUUUUCCAGAGACAUUUUACAAUUCAGUUUCCAUUGGCUUUGUUCACCUCAUUGCUACAUACAUUGGAUAGGGAAAUCUUUAGAUCUGAAGGCUCCAUGUUCCAGAUGUCUCUGGCAUAUUCCUUAAUUGUUCGGUCACUGGAGAAUUUCCCCGAAGCAGCUAUGUUUUUGAGUACCAUCGUGUUCCAGGCCUUUGGGUUCUGUAAAACAACACAACAUGUGCUUAUAGUGCUCCAGGGCCUGAGUGCCCUGUGAGCUUUAGGACAGGCACAUUUCAUGGUGAAAAUGACAGAGUAAAUUUUACUGAUUCAUAAAUACUCUUGUUCAGCAGUUGAGAGCUAGGUAGGGCAGAUUCUGCUUUUCUCACAUUUAGAGAUUUCUUUUAAGAAUGAAAAAAAAAAAGGUAUUUUCCACUUUAAGAGAAAUCAUGGAUAUAAACUUCCUAAUUGGUAGCUCCCACUGUGGUUACAGUGUUCUGGCAAGUAGACCAUAUUUCCCAUGCUUUAUAAUGAAUGAAGAUACCUCCUUUCUGAACUACAGGAGGAAGGAAGGGACAAACAUUAACUGUCUGCCAGGAGCCAGGCUCCAUGUCAAGAUCUUUACCCUGUGGCUCAUGAAGUUUGCAACAGCUAUUCAAGAAUAUUUGCUAUCAUGCAGGCAAACAAUUCAAUUGACUUUAUUGAUCUACUCAGCUUUUCUUUCUUUCUGGAGGUAGAUGAACCAGUAAGUUUACACCGAAUCCUAAAUACUCUAUUGAGGUUUCAAAACAGGGUCAAUUAAGGAUUUACCCCUAAUAAAAAAACAUCACAUUGAAAUCUCAUAGUUUUUACAAACUCAUGACAUUGUAAAGAACCUUAAAAGUUUGUUGGAAAUGUUCAGGACUUUAUUCAAAGACUUGAGCAAUGCAUGUAAGCAUUUAAAAGAAAAACUCACAACUACCACCUUCAUUCCUUAAGGUGUGAAACAACCUGAAAUUAGUUUAUUACUAUUUUGGAAACUUAAUAAAUUGAGAAUAAGGACUUCUUCUCCACUUGCUAUUUAACUAAUUAAAUGGAUUUUGAACAGGCUGGAAAGACAGUGCUGGACGUGUUUUCUAAGCCUCAACAAUACAAUGAUUGUUAAGAGUAAAAACUGCAGUUACACAUUAAUCUGUUUUGCACCAAUAAACAAGAAUGAUUGAAUCAAAUACUGGACUUCUAGAUGAGCAUCCUUUGGAUGUGUGCCAUAGUUUUAACAGAGGAGACCCAUUUGACAUUCACAUUCGUCUUUGCUUUUCUUGUUCAUACUUCCCUUUCCUGCUGUUUUAUUCACAGUUCUUUUCCUUUAUAGCCUUUCU
This is a messenger RNA of Choloepus didactylus (southern two-toed sloth), 3296 nucleotides long. It is a transcript of the gene ABHD12B, whose product is annotated as abhydrolase domain containing 12B. The transcript has 13 exons. The record is from RefSeq and is a predicted model, not a curated record. Gene Ontology annotation, molecular function: phosphatidylcholine lysophospholipase A1 activity; monoacylglycerol lipase activity. Gene Ontology annotation, biological process: monoacylglycerol catabolic process; phosphatidylserine catabolic process. Lineage: Eukaryota; Metazoa; Chordata; Mammalia; Pilosa; Megalonychidae. Gene Ontology annotation, cellular component: endoplasmic reticulum membrane. Bases 253 to 1311 code for a protein of 352 amino acids.